This is a messenger RNA of Malaya genurostris, 8405 nucleotides long. It is a transcript of the gene Mgtor, whose product is annotated as nucleoprotein TPR. Gene Ontology annotation, cellular component: nuclear pore. Gene Ontology annotation, biological process: protein import into nucleus; mRNA export from nucleus. The transcript has 9 exons. Gene Ontology annotation, molecular function: structural constituent of nuclear pore. Bases 312 to 8204 code for a protein of 2630 amino acids. The record is from RefSeq and is a predicted model, not a curated record. NCBI's taxonomy places the organism in Eukaryota, Metazoa, Arthropoda, Insecta, Diptera, Culicidae.
ACAUAGCUGCAAAGUUCGUGUGCGUGUUUCUCUUUUAUCUCCGUGAAAAUUCUUCAAAAAUAACGUGUUUUCACUUACUUGAAGUGCAGUAAAUACAACAAGAAGUGGUAUCUGAUUGUUUAUAUACUCCACAAAUGUGUUUUACCGAAGAAUAUUGAUUUCUGACGGUAUUUUCGAUACUAUCAGCAACUGUCUCAUCGUCUGCAAAACGCACACACACACAACUUGAAAAGACAGCAUAAGAACGCCACAUUUUUUUGUCUGCAUAGAAUUCGCAAAUUCAUAUUUUGCGAGUGAUUGCCGAAGACGGAAUGGAAGUGGACGAAAGCCCCGAAAUUCCUGCUGUUGUUAACAAUACAACCGAGGCGGAAGCAGUCCCGGUGAAACUGAUAGAUUCAGGAGGAGCAUUACGGUCGAUUCUUACCUCUGAGGAGUUGAGUACGAUUCCUUCUGAGACGGCGAAAAAAAUUGAAUGCCACUACGAGCAUAAGCUGGAAGAAUUCCUGACUGCAAAAGCGCUCUGCGAAACUGCAAAAACUAAUGUUGAACAACUGAAAACUGACUACGAGAAACAAAUUCAGGAUUUGACUUUGAAGUAUCAAGAUGAAUCGUCCAAGUUUCAUUUUUCCCAGCAAAGUUUCAAGGAGCUUCGGUUGGAACUGGAAGACGCUAAACAGGAAUUGACACAGGCUAAAGAAAAGGUCAAACAAAACGAUGCAAGCACGGCUCGAUUUCGACGCGAACGCAAUGAAGCUGUUAACGAACGGGACACGCUACUAAAUGCAGUCGAACGCAAAACACUGGAAGUUGAACGGCUUCAAGCGGAUGUGAUUGCCCUAGAGCAGAAGCUUAAGUCGGCAAAUGUGACCAAGUGCGAAGCAUUGGCAAAGCUUGAGGAAAUCCAAAGCAAAGAAUUCUCGUUGGAUUUCAAAGAGAGACGUAUGGACAAAGAGUUGUCAAUGCGUGACAACCAAAUCCAGAAACUGACCGAGGACUUAAAUCGAGCAUUGCAGGAUCUUCAAAAUGUUCGUCGUGAUCAAAACUUUAAUGCCUUGACAACGGAAGCGAAACUGGCUGAGAAAACAGAAGAAUUGAAAAUUGCUACGGCACAAAUUGCCCAUUUGGAUCAACAGAAUCAGGAUCUAAGUGAAAAGGCAAAGGACUUGUCCACCAAGUUGCUUCAGCAAAAUGAAGAAACACGGAAAAUGAUGGAUCAUUAUCGAAAAGAGUUACAAUCGCAGACGAAAUUGUGCGAGCUUUACCAGGAGGAUUGCGAAGAUAACAAAAAGCAAACGGAAGAACUCGGUGCAGCCGUAUCCGAACUGAAGAAAUUGUUAAACGAAGCAAGUGAUUCCUAUGGUAAGCUGGAAACGCAACAAAAGUCUCAGGUGAUGAAACAUGAGAAGGAACUGGAAUCGAAAGACCAGAUCGUUCAGCAGUUGAAGGAUGAACUGAAACAUGCAAACGAAUUGCUAAAGUUGGCCAGAGAGGAAAGUUUGGAACAUGCCGUAGAAAAACUGGCUCCGUCUGCUGCCGCUACCAGUAGACUAAUCAAAUCUGGAAUGACGCUAACCGAAUUGUAUACGAUGUACGUCAAGGCAGCUGAAGAUUUGCAAGUCGAGAAAAAGGAAAACAGCAAACUUCAGCUACAGAUCAAAAAUAUUGUUCAGGAAUUGGAGGAACGGGCACCGGAGCUGACUCGUCAGCAGAACGAGUAUCAGAACCUGAAGGAUGCAAAUGAAGAAAUGACAUUGCAGCUGAACAAGCUCAUCGAAGAGAAUGCUGAGGUUCGGUCCGAGCUGGGUUCGAUGCAAGACAAGGUUCGUUAUCUGGACAGUGAAAAUAAGAAGUUCAAAUUGGAGCGAAGCGAUUUAAGCCGCCAGAUUUGUCAUUUGCUCCGAGAAAUUGAACAAAUGCGUGGUGGAUAUGCGUCGGAAGCUGAUCAAUCCAUUUCGUCGGAUAUGAGUGCUAAUGAAGUGAUUACCAAGAAACUGGUGACUUUCAGUGACAUACAGGAGCUGCAGGAAAACAAUGUAAAAUUGCUGCUCGUGGUAAGAGACUUCAGCGCCAAGUUGGAGGAGUUGGAAAUUGCACAAAAUGCAAUGAGCCAGGCAACAUUUGAAGCGAAGAUAGCUUCCUAUACCAAGCGUAUACAGGAGAUGCAAGAGACACAGGAAUAUCAAACGCAAAUGAUGCAACAGUGCAUUCAACAGCGGGAUCGAUAUAAGAAGAUGUACCACGAUGCUAUGCGUAGCUACAAUGCGGUAGGCGGAAAGGGUACUUUGGGUGCUAGCUUGAAUGGAUCACUAUCCGGUGAUAAUGUGGAUGUAGCCAUGGAUGAAGAACUUCCGAGCGCAUCCACGGUCAGUGCGGUUUCCAGUGAAGCGGUUGCUGAGAAGGAUAAGAAAAUUUCCGAAUUGGAGGGUAAAGUGAAGCAAAACCAGCUCAUGGUUACGAAUCUUAAGGAAGAGUACGACAACUACCGGAAGGAAAAACUAACCAACGACAAAAUGAUGAACGAACAGUUUGACGCUAUGCGAACGGAACUUCGGGAAUUGUCCUCUAAGAACAUUAAACUCGCUGCCACCGUGGAAUACAAUAACGAGCAGAUCAAGAUUCAGCAGAAAAAUGUUGCAACCUACAAGAAGCAGAUUUCAACUUUGGAGGAACGAAACAAGAAUUACGAAACUACUAUCUCCAAACAGGAGGCAACGAUCAUGUUCCUCAAAGAUGAAACGAUGAGUGCUCAGUCGAAACUGGCCAGGGCCGAAGUACAGGUGGAGAAUUUGAAACAUGAAUGUCGCAUUUUGAAGGACGCCGAAUCCAGAUUGCAGACAGAGCGAGAAAUCCUAAACCGGGAACGUCAAAAUCAGAAUCUACUGUUGAACAAUCUCGAAAUGAUUAAGGUCACUAUGGAACGAUCGGAAGCCGAAGGAAGAAUCCGACUGGAAUCUCGCCUCGAUGAGACGUCUCGUGAGUGUUCUGCGUUACGGCGACGUUUGCAGGAGGAACAGGAUCGUUUCCGGGAGCUGACUACACACCUGGAACGUCAAAUGCAAACGGCUAAGCAGCGCAUGGAGGAGGAAAUGGCCAUUGCCGAAACCGUACAAGCCGAGCUUAAAAACGCACGCGAUGAAUUGGAGAUCAAGUCGAGGAAAAUUGACGAUUUGAACAAAAAACUCCAGGAAACACUUUCACCCAACGACGAAGACAAUCCGAUGACUCAGGCGAAUAGAAAAAUUCGAGAGCUGGAACAAAAGCUCAGUGAAGCUAAUAUUGAAAUUGAAUCCCUGCAAAAAGAACUGGCAACUGCUAAGGAACAUGUCAAGCAAUACUGCAAUAUGUCCGAGUCUUCCGAAAAGGAACUGAAAGAUCUCAAUGAACUGUACACCACCUACAAAACUCAAACUGAAACAGAGCUGAGCGCCCUGAAGAAGAGCGAGAUCGAGCUGAAAGCUCAAGUGGAAGAGUUGAAAACGGAAAACUCUCUCAAAAAGACUGGCGAACAGCUGACUUCCUCCACCGAUAGCGAAUCCGAACUGCACAAAUCACAAAUAGAGCUUAAAGAAGCUCUCGAAAAACUGAGCGAAAAUAAUAAAGAUCUGCGAGAGCUGCGCGAAAAAAAUAACUCCCUUCUGGAACAGUUGCAGCAAGCCGAACAGAAAUAUGCCAACGAGAUGGUCCAACACUCUUCCGAUAUUCAACAAUUGGCCAAUUUGAAAGAGGAAGUUCAGAAAACCAAACUUCAGUUCGAUGAUCUGAAACAGGCCCGAGAUCAAGCUCAAGAACGCGUAAAAACCAGCGAACAAUGCUGGCAGAAUAGGGAGGAGAUUAUGAAAAAGGAAAUCGAUCAGUUAGAGGAACGGUUGGCCGAUUUGAAUUCACAGAAUGCGGCGUUGCAUGACCAAAUCCAGAGCUUAAGCACGAAAUUGUCCAUAACGGCAGCCCAAACAUUGGAACAAAAACCGGCGGAAAAACCGGAUGAAUCUAUGAAUGAUAGCACAAUCGAGGACAGUUCGAUGCUGAAUAAAUCAAUCUCCGACGAGGAGAAACGAUCGGUAGACCAACUGCUGCAAAUUAUCAAGUAUCUACGCAAAGAGAAAGAUAUCGCAGUGGCGCAGUUCGAUAUAUUGCGUUCGGAAAAUGUUCGAGUACGGUCCGAGCUGAUGAUGUUCCAGAAGAAACUCGAGGAGGCCCAGACCGAGCUGAACGUUGAGAGGGAGAAAUCGGAGACUGGAGUCGUAACGACUGCUAAACACGAGGAAAUUCUGCGAAAAUUGGAAACGCUCAAUGCCAUCACCGACAGCAACCGAGGGCUGCGAGAAGAACGCGAUGGUUUGAACAGAAAGAUUAAAGAUUUAUCCGAGCGUCUUCUGAAGGCCGAGGAUGAACUGUUCCCCCUGCAGGAGAAGGUUCGGGAACUGAGUGUUAAAAUCGAAUCGGCUACCAGUGAGAACUCGACACUUCGACUGGAGGCGACCCGGUGGAGACAACGUGCUAAUCUUCUAGUGGAACGAUCGAACAAAACCAGUCCCGAAGAUUGGAAACGUUUACAGACUGAACGAGAAAAUCUUGCCAAAAUGUUGACAAAUGAAAAAGAACUGUUGAAGAAAUCCAACGAAGAGCUUAACUCAAUCAGGAUUGAGAAGGGUAAACUGGAAGCGGAGGUAUCCAAUCUAACGAAACAGCUGGCAAACUCGUCGGAUCAGAAUAAAAAAUACGCGGAGGAAUUGGAUGUUCUGCGUCAGGCUGGCGCCAAGAUGACUGUCGAAAUCGGCGAAGUUAAGUCAGCACUGUCUAAGAGAGAUGAGGAAUUGAAGAAACUUACCGACGAGUUGGCCAGCAAGGAAGAACAGCUGACCGAUGCCAAGAGCAAGGAACAACAGAUUCGCAAGAUUGCCAAGCGCUACAAGGAUUCUUACAUCGAACUGAAGAAGUCUGUGGAUGAAAAGGAAGGUGAAAGUGGAAAGGCUCCUGGCGAGGCUGGUUCUGCUGAUGCAGCUGGAGAGGGUAGCAGCAACGAGCAGCAAGAAAAGAUAACCGAAAAUAACGUAUCAGAACUGAAAUCGCAAAUCACUUCCUCGCAGGAAGAAAUAGAAACUCUCAGGAAAGAGAAUGAUGCGUUGAAGGGUAAGCUGGAAAAAGCUGAACGCAAUCAAGACAUACUGAAGGACGUGAAACACCGGAUUCUCAGUUUAACAGAGAUGAAAAAUAAUGUUACUCGUGAACUGAACAACGCCAAAGCACAGAUUCAAUCGUUGGAGCAUGUACGUGAUGAGAAUGAGUUGCUCAAGUCACAGUUCGAGGGUCGUCUAACACGGCUUACGAAGGAAAACGCUGACCAAGACAAGGAAAAGACAGAUGCCAUUACACGUCUGACUCGCGAAAAUGAACAGCUCAAUAUUCGCAUGAAUCAACUAACCCGACAACUUGGGCUGCAACAAGUUUCCAAACCAUCUACCAGUGCUUCCGGAUCUUCGGAAAAAGGCUCAACAGAAAGUCCUCGUACCGCAAACGUGAAACCGAUUCCCGGUCCAAGUGCUCAACAGUCGGCCACUGUAACACCACGACGAGGUAGCGAAACUCCGUUGGCCAGCAUUCGUCCAAUGUCGGUUCAAGCCAGUAGCCGAACCGCUGCCGUUUUGCCAACCAGUCAAACCUCGAACAACGUUGCGAUUGUUCAGGGUUCGUCAUCUUCGUCAUCAUCAUCAAACACUGGAUCCAGUAGCAGCAGCGUAACGGCACUGGUUCCACCUCAGCAGCAAGUUCACACCACUGGAAGCAAUAACAAUUCCAAUGAAUCCAUGUCCUCAUCACCAACGAGUUCUCACACCGAUUAUAUGCCAGCGACGAGUUCGGCCAAUGUCGCAGUUGCGGCCGUCCCCCCAAUGGGUACGGCUUCCACAUCUUCCUCCACUGCCGAGAGCAGUUCGCAGCAAGAAAACGAAAGCAUUCCAGCUCAACAAGCAAACGAACCUGGUCCUUCGCAGAUGCACGUUUCCGCGGGUCAGCCAUCGCAAGCGGUAGCUCUCGUUUCACCACAUAUCGAAGGCUCGCCGCAAACCGGAGGUAUUGUUACUCAGGUGGCCCAAUCGUCACCUCAACUGCAGCAACCGAUUCAGGAGCAGCAAAAUCCAGCUCCUAGCACUAGUGGAUCUUCUACAUCCAAUGUCCAACAGCUUUCCCUUAGCAGCCAUCAUCAAGCAUCAACUUCAAGCAACACUGUCACUACUUCGCAAGCUGCUGCCGGUCACAAGCGACCCCGUGAUGUCGAGGGAGACAGCUCCACGGACACCGUAGAACAGAUGACCGAUAAGUCGGCUCCGGUGAACAAACGAACACGAAUGCAGGGCGGAGAGACUUUCCAGCGCCGAAAUUCUGAAAAGAUUCCGCCUUUGCAGGGCGUCAGCGAGUCCGGUCUUGAGGUGGAAUAUCAGGUACCGACGUCAUCUCAGCGGGACCAAGAAGAUGACAUUAUUGUGGUGGAUUCGGAGGAAGACGACGAAGGUAUGGCUGACGAUGGCACUGCCGAUGAGGGCACCGCUGAAGCCGAUGACGGUCCGUUCGAGGGCUACGAUGCAGAAGAAGCGUACGAACAAGACGAACCGGAAAUUGCUGGCAAUUACGACGAAGGUGAAGGCCCCGAUAUCGACGAAGACAAUGUACAGUCGGCCAAUAAUGAGGUCGAUGUGGACGAUGACAACGAAGUUCCUAAUCAGUCAAGUACAUCGUCGACUACUUCGAGUGCUCAGGUUGCUGUCGAUGUGGAAACUUCCAGUACUAUUGUGGGUCAGAGCAGCAACGCCGGACCAUCCACAUCGUCCGAUGGUCAACCAACGGAGAGCAGCAAUCAACCGACUUCGAAUGAGGUGCAGCAAAUCCAGAGCAUCAGCAGUGGCAGUGGCGAACCGUCCGGUCCGUCAACUUCAUCGGCCUCCUCGACGGCAGCCAGCGCUGCUUCGACUUCUGCUUCCACAACGUCCUCUUCCACAUCGGCGUCGUCAUCGGCAUCAUCGGCCACAGCUGCCGCUGCCUCGUCUGUCACUUCCCAGGCUGUGGCUGCAUCACCCUCUCAAAGCCGACGGCAGGUGAAUCCGUUGGCUCGACAGCAGCAACAGCUCAUGCUAAUGCAGCAGAACUACGAGGAGAGUGCUGACGAUCGCAUUGUGCCCAGCACGCCAACUCUCUACGUACCACGGCGGACCGAUGGUUUCAGCGAUGCCGUCAGUUCGCCACACCCGCAGGUGCCGAAUGCUCGUUUCACAUUUAUCGAAACAUCCAGAACCUCGAACGCUGCUGCCGACGCACAGCUUCUUCCCGAGGGCAUCGAUGAUACCCGAAUGGACCUCUCCCAGCUGGAUGAAUCUAACAGCGUAAGACCCACUGGCCGUAGUGUACCGACGACCCCUCAGCAAACGUCACCGAACGAGCACGACCGAGCAGUAAUACACGGAGAAUCGGCGGUACCGAUCGACAGUAACGAAGCCGAACAAGCCGGUGAACAGCUAGCCCCUUGUGGGAGUUCGGUUGAAGUACAAGGUGAAGUAGAGGAACCUGUGGCCGGCCCAUCUGGUAUAAGUGCGAGUGCAACAAGUGGCGAGUGUGAGGGACAAGUUCCGGAAAUUACCGUUUCCGCUGCAGAAGAAGAUGAUGAUGACUACAGUAUAACUGAUUCCACUACAGCUGACCAAACGGCCAACACAUCGGAGGCUACGGCAGCAGAAAGUGGAAGAAGCGGCGAACGAACAGAUGAUGAUGAUCUAGACAUUGACAUGGACGAUGAUCGUAACCGAGAAACAGAGUCUGGCGAUGGCGUGACAUCGGAAGGCGAGAAACAUUCCACAGCUUUGGCGUCUCCGAUGGACGAGGGCAGCGAAGCUGAUGGAUUGGAAACUCCCAGCAGCAACACACGAUCUCGUUCGGUUCCCCGUGGGGCUACAAGACGCGGUCGACGCUUUGGCCACCGUGGAAGCACCAACCGAAAUAUGCCCUGGAGCGAAGGACGGCCACUCAAUCGAUCUGGCCCAUCGGUAAUGCAAAUGCCACAUCAGCAGCAACGUUCCCCAGUUGGUAGUCCCAAUCGAGCAUUCCACCACGGAUCGCCACACCAGCAACAUCAUCACAUGCAACAACCGAGCCCACCGAUGCGUCGGAACACCCGGUCAACACGCACUCGACGAUCCAAUUUGCACUACCGUUCCUGAGCGUUUUUCCAUGCAUCGUAAGCACGUACAAUUCCACGAACAUUUGCUUUCCUUACACGUAAUAUUUAUUGUAACGUUUCGGAAAUAGUGUCGAAUGCGUUAAAGACACGGUUUAAUUCGGUGUACAAAAUAAUGUUUGUAAUAUGUUUGAAAAACAUAUUACUCUCCUGAUCAACAUAAAGACUAUUUUUGAUUAUUUGA